ACAGUAGGUGGCGGUAAUGCUCCUAUACAAUGGUUGCCAACCGCCGUAAAACAAGAAGAAGAAGAAGUAGUAGUAAAGUAACACGAAGACGUUUAGCAAAAUAGAUCCGGUGGAGCCAGCACAAACCGCACAACCCACCGCUCAUCCCCGGCUCUGUCCCUCCCGAGAGAGUCCAGCUGCGGGCUCACCGUGAACCUAGUCAUCCUCGGUGACCCCGAACCACAGUCCGGGAGGAGCAUCUAGACGGCCCUAGUCUGAUCCAGCUGGUGGUGCUUCACUGUGUUUUUAACUUAGUGUUUUUAAGUUGCGUCUCCAUCAGCGGCGCAGUCUAUAGACAAAAGUGUGUCUGUUCUCAGGUGAAGGCGUCGCUAUGGCACAAGAAACCAAUCAUAGCCCAGUCCCCAUGCUGUGUGCUACUGGCUGCGGUUUCUAUGGCAACCCCAGGACCAACGGCAUGUGUUCUGUGUGUCACAAGGAGCAUCUGUCCAGGCAGAACUCCACAGGAACCACUUCAGAGAUGUCUGCGAUGCAGAGGUUAGAGGAGACCCUGAACUCUGCAGCUGCAGCAGCUGUGGCUGCAGCUGAGGAGGCAGCUGAGAGUGCUGCCAAGGCAAACAUCUUCAGUAGCAUGUCAGAGCCCAGCGCGGUCACACAGCAGAUGACAGAGAUGAGCCUACGGUGUGAGGAGCCCAGUAUUUCAGAUGUGCUCCUCUCCCCUGAUGAGACACAGCUUCCCCAAGCAAUUCGGGAGGACCCCACAGCCCCCCCACUCAAACCCAAGAAGAACCGCUGCUUCAUUUGCCGCAAAAAGCUGGGCCUGACAGGGUUCGACUGUCGCUGUGGACAGCAGUUCUGUGGACUGCACCGGUACUCAGACAAACACCACUGCUCAUACGAUUACAGGACAGAGGCGGCUGAGAAGAUUCGCAAAGAGAACCCUGUGGUGGUGGCAGACAAAAUCCAGAGAAUAUGAACUCUACCCCUCUGUUCUUGACCCACUCUUCAACCUUAUACAGAAUCAUUUCGAGGCACAAAUAUUGUUUAAAUGGACUCAAUUUUAAGUAGAUCUGUGGUUUAAUUUUUUUGUGUUGGUUUUAUAGUAAACCCAAGGGCCCAGCAGAUUGUGGGGCGCUCUAGGCAUGAUAGCUGGGUAUUUAGAAAACCCCAUUUGUAAUUGUUGCCUAUUGUAAGUUGGCCUCAAAACAGUCUUGGACAAUUUUUGAAUGAGGCUCACAUUUUGUCCGUUGCAAAUGUUUGUAUUAAUUAAUUAUUGCCCUGUGGUGCUGUUACCACUUGCUCUCUGCUGGCUACAGAAGCAAAGUGGACUUGUAUCUGCCCCUGUGUGGCCUGCUCAUGUCCUGGAACUGUACACACAGAUAACCACACAGGCUGAGGAUGAGAUGAGAGACUAGCACACUUUAGUUGGACCACUAUUACUGCACAUCCCACUGGGUUUUCACUGCUUAACCUUCUAAGACCCGAGCUCUUGCAUGACAUGAUUUAUUUAUUUCUCUGUGUUAUUUAGGCUGAUUGGGACCUGAUGAGUGUAAAAACAAAGAAUUAACUUUUUACAUUAUGUAGUUUCUGAGAAAAGUGAUGUAAAACGAAUGUCCUCAUAUGUAGACGUUUUAAUCAUUUUGAUAAUAGUUUUUGCAAAUCAUUAUUCAAAUGUUUUAAGUGCCUGAACACACCAACAUUUGUCUUGAAUGUAAAAACAAAAUUAGAAACAACAAUUGUUCCUCUUGGAACAAUGUGUCUCAUGUGAGGUGCUGCUGACAGGUGCAGGGAGACGCAUACCUUUCCAAAAAUAAAAAUCUGAACAUUCUAAACUCUUAAAUUUUCUAAAUUGAACAUUUUUGCAUUGUUGCUGUUCUUGUAAGCUGUUCUACUUUGAAAAAUUUGCAUUGUGGCCUAGACAACCCAAAAUGUGUUGUCCACAUAUGAGGACACCAGGUGCUAGGCGGUUAAACUUUCAACAGCUAGCAUUAUUUCAAAACAAAGUGAAGAAUCUUAAUCUUUCUGAAUCUUAAUAUUACCUUUUGCCCUCAUUUUAAGCUACCAUCAAGCAGAUUUUGUUUAAUAUUUAAAGUUGAACUGUGUAACUUUGUUGCCAAUGGAGAUCACAAUUUAACAUCAGAAACAGUUAAAUAAAAUAAUAGGUCUGGGGAUCAUUAGCUCAUUUACCCUAACCAAGCUUUCAAACGUUUUAAUGUACUUUUUUUUUUUUUUCAGGAAGUUUAAGAUAAAAAUGAGAAACCAAGGGUUGUGCGGUCAUUCUUGAGCUCCACAAUUUGUCUUCAUGGAUUUUAAUGCUGUACAGUGGAAUUUCUGGAAAGGCAGUAACAAGGUGCUGUGUAUUCUCCACUAGUAACCUUACAUAGGGCACUUUUUAACAUAACUCUAAGUUUGAACCCUAAUGAAGAACAGUUUGUUUUAAAAAAGUUACAUAGUAUAAUUGGGUACACAUUUGAGUGUCUCACUAAUGUUGGUCUAUCCAUUUGUCUCCAGUUGCACUGACAUUACAGAUGAAUCCCAUGUUUGUAUUGUUAGUUGAAUAGUUUUUGUAGAGUUGCUGAUAGAUACAUGUGGUUAAUACCUUGUGGUUGCAAGACAGGAGGUCACUGGAUGUUUGGAUAUGUACACUGUUUUUUUUUUUUUCUUUUUCCCUUUAGUUUGUAUUAAUCUUAUUUAUAAAAGUUGUGCAAUUUUUCCAUUAAAAAUAAACUAACUUGUCAUUAAAUUAUGUUCACCGCUGUUCACAUGAUGGGUGUCAUUCAUUUUGUUCUUGAAAAUGUUUUAGUUAUUAAUGUUUUGAUGCAUGCAGAGCACUGCACCGAAAUGUGUUUUUGAGACCAUGCAAUCCUAUCAUUAAAUGAUUGCAUAAUUGAUUUU
Messenger RNA from Periophthalmus magnuspinnatus, 2892 nucleotides. Its product is annotated as AN1-type zinc finger protein 5-like. Lineage: Eukaryota; Metazoa; Chordata; Actinopteri; Gobiiformes; Gobiidae. The transcript is spliced from 5 exons. The record is from RefSeq and is a predicted model, not a curated record. Gene Ontology annotation, molecular function: zinc ion binding; DNA binding. Bases 371 to 973 code for a protein of 200 amino acids.